Acanthaster planci (crown-of-thorns starfish) is the source of this 3814-nucleotide messenger RNA. Its product is annotated as sulfotransferase 2A1-like. Lineage: Eukaryota; Metazoa; Echinodermata; Asteroidea; Valvatida; Acanthasteridae. Gene Ontology annotation, molecular function: sulfotransferase activity. The record is from RefSeq and is a predicted model, not a curated record.
UUUUAUUUAAUCAGCAGUUUGCCCGUGUGCUUGACCUUUGAUAAGUGCUAAAUCAUAAUGUAGGUUUAUCAUCUGCACAUACACGCAGUUCAUUGGCAAACAGUCACAUUAUCGUGAGAAGGCGCAAUGGAAAAUGUUACUGUUGAAAUGGAGCACAAAUUGCCAAGGCCGGGCGUGUCAAAGUUGGACGGUCUUACUUGGCCUUGGAUGGUCACUCGAGAAACUCUGGAUGCUAUGAAAGUGUUUGAAGUUAGGGAGGAUGAUGUGUGGGUGGUAACGUUUCCAAAAUCAGGUACACAUUGGGCUUUAGAAAUGGCCAACUUAAUUCUUGUGGAUGGUCAUGAGCACAAGAUUAAUCGAGCUGAAGUAGGUCAUCCGGCUGAGUUUGAUUACUCUAUCCCAGGGAUGUCUGCCAGCUCCAGACGCCCUCAAAGAACUCUGCCACAGUACAAGUAUAUUCAAAACUGGAAAGCUCCACGAGUUGUCAUGUCACACCUACCAGAAGAACAGAUUCCUGAGCAAAUCUUGCAGGGAAAAGGAAAAGUUGUGUACGUCAUUCGAAACCCGAAGGACAUAGUUGUGUCUUACUGGCACUUUGCAGUGCCGUGGACAUUUGACAAGCGAUAUGAAGACUGGGAGUGCUUCUUUCAAAUGUUCCUGAAAGGAGAAACCAUUUAUGGAUCUUGGUUUGACCACACGCUGAAUUACUGGAACAAGCAUCGCCACGAUAAAAACUUCCUCUUCCUAAAAUACGAGGAUAUGAAGCAGGACACCACGAAAGCCGUCAUCCAAAUGGCUGAUUUCCUUGACAACCCUCUCUCAGAAGAGUCCAUCAAUCGAGUGGUUGAGUUAACCAGUGUAAAGAGCAUGAAGAAGCGUUUCGACACUUCCGUCAAUCCAAAGUCACCAAAAGAUGUUCCAUCAGCAGGCUCUGAGAUAACUGUGGAUAGAGCGCCCUCUGGCCCUAUGACCCCUGAGGAAAUCAUUACAAAAUACCCAAUUGGAGCUCCGAAGUUAGUGAGAAAAGGAAUCACUGGAGAUUGGAAGUCCAAGCUGACCGUGGCCCAAAACGAGGCUCUGGAUGGACUCUUCAGAGAGAAAAUGGCAGGAUCGGGGCUGACAGUUCGGUUUGAAUAACACGAUUUUUGUUUUUAACUGUUUCUCUCUCUCUCUUUUUAUUACCCUGAUUACAACGAUUUAAUAAGAGUAAUGCAAUUUAAUGACAGUACAAUAAUUUUGCAUUUAAGGGGCGUGCAUGAUGAACAUUUCACUGCAAACUGAAGUUUUCCUGUCAGUUGCGCACAGGCCCUGAUGUUGCCACUUUUAAAAAAUCCUUGUCUCAUGCCUUUUCUGAGUAAUACCGGCCAAUCAGUAACCUAUGGCUGAGAGAGCCGUAGCACAUGGUGUGCCAUUCGCUUCGUACUUGGUGUCAGUUUGCCUGGAAAAAGUGAUUCAUGAUAAAUUCAUGAUGAUACUUUGAUACAGUUAGAUAAACAGAAUUUAUUGUUUAUAAAACACGAAAGUGAGUUCUUUUCUGUUAUGGAACGGUUACUGUUAUUGCUCACCAAAGUUCCAUUGGUAUUCUGAUGAAUGACACACAGAUGUAUUCAGCUUUUAAGGAAGUCAACAAUUACUGAUCAAGUCGCUGCAGUGGAGGCAUUUAGGAAAUGUCAAUGUGUACACAUGAGGUCUCGGAUUGGAUGCUAAAUCAUUAAACGGAAUUUUUUGUCAUUGGUACAAAACAAUACCAUCUAUCACAUGACCGUCGGCAAGAAUAGUAUUACCGUUCAUUUGUAAAGGAACUCUUGGAAUUUAGUUUAACGAAUACUUUAAAGCUGCAUCAAAAUGAAACUUGUGAGGCUUUUUCACCAGUUGUAUGAUAUUCGUUACACUAGGAAUAGAUCGCUAGGAAUAGUUGGUGUUUGUCCAUUCGUUUUUCGUGUAAUGUAAUUUUGUUCAGCACAGUCCAAUAUGAUGAAAUGAAACGCACGAGGGCACAGAAUGCUGCAGCAAGAUUAGGAAGUCGUUAAUUAUAAGCUUUGCCAUUACCUCAAUACAGUGGAUGCUCGCUAAACAAAGAAUCUUGUUCACGAUUUUCUUAUUUGUCUUUAAUUCCAUUCCUAUAAAUCUCACCCAUUUAUAUUGAUAACUUAUUAUAACCUGAUAUCUCACAGCUCUAGAACCAAUUGCCAACAACAUUAGAUGCAUGUCAGGAAAAAUAUCGCGCGAUUUUAAACAUGAGCUAAGGGAUUUUAAAGUAAAUCAUUCAGUGAUUAACACUCAACCUCAGCUAGAUAUAUUAUUGGAGUGAACUUUGUCAAGUAUGGGUAGCAUAAUUGUAUAAAUUUUGAACUAAAUUUCUUAUGCUAGGAUUUUUGUCGCUUUGAAGUCUGGCAGUGUAAAUUGCUCCAGAAAAUAUGCGAAAAGAGUUAAGUGGCUGAACGAUACACUAAAGUUCAGAAACGAGGCCACAAUCGGACCCAAAAAUCUCCAAAAGGUCGGAAGCUUGUGGUGUGGGAGCUUGGCUAUGAACAGCGUGCAAACAGCAACGUACUUGUGACUGCGCAGGUCUGGUGCAUGCAGGUGGAUUCAUCUUCAGAGUCAUCGUGUGAAGAAGAUGAAUGGCAAUAUAGAGCACGUCACUUCCAACCACUUCUUCAAGGAAUAAUGGAGCAGUAAUGGCGUUCUGAGAAGCCGAUGUGGAAGAUAACCAAAAGUCGUGAUCAAAGUCGGAACAAUUUUCAAGGGAGGGGGCCAGGUGUUAGACCAUCUGCAGGCAUCAUCCAUUCACGGGCCGAUCCUCAGUGAGGCCCACCCCAUUAUAGAACCUGUAAAAAGUGUGUUUGUUGGGGGGGGGCAGGCCCCCCAGUCGAAAAAGUGGGUGGGCCACUGGCUCCCCUGCCCCCCCCCCGCUUCCGCCGUCAGUGGUCGGGAUCCAAGUACCCUGCCAGUUAUGAGGCCGACAGGCAAGCCACUUAGCAUUUUUGGUCUUCCACUAUAAAUGACCUUUCACAAUGUAGGCCUCGAUUAGACAUUACGCAUUUUUGCAUUUUCUGUUAAAUGUUAUGUGAAGAUUGAAGCUUUAAAAAUUAUAACAACAUUUAGUUACUUUGAGCUGAUUUGAGGAAUUAAACUGUUUCCCUCGAGUCAUGAGGACGACUGUGGGUGAUCCGGGUGUAGACAAGUUGUGGAGAGGUCCAACUUAACAAAUUAAAGAUAUGAUUUUGUAAUUAUCCAUUCUAUGAUUUUCCGGACAAACCCUUUUUUUGUUUUGCCCGUUAUCUCUGUUCACACAAAUCUACACUUUGUGCUCACUUUGAUUUACUGCAGCUGCCGUCUCUACUCGGAGGUUAAUCAUAACACUUAUUGGAAGUAAUGCACAACAAACGAACUUUAAGUAGUUUUAAUUUUAUACAUGUAGUUCGGGGUAGUACGCCAUUUUGAAUAGGGCUCGUCAACUUAAGUUUUCUAUUAUUAAAAUUGUUUAUUAUUAUUUUCAGUUUUACUCCACUCAGUUUCGAUUGACGUAAACCCACGCCCUGCUUGCUUUGUUGAACUGUUCGCCGUACAUGUAGUCUAGGUAUUAUUUUACAUCUAGAUUAUGGGGCUGCACGACAGGUAACUGCCUUCGACAGGGUGCAGACCACUAAUUCAAGUUAGUCUUGCCAGCUCAUUAGCAUUGGAAGUGUCCUCCCCACAGUAUCUUUUGAAAAAGGAGAUUGUUUGGCCCCAAAAAUUAUGGGGAGAUUGUGUAAAUAGUUGCAAGGAUCAACUACUGGGUCUUUGAGCUUUCAUAUGAGAGCAGAAUUGCUGA